AUGUCAAAAGCAAAAUCGAAUAACUAUAAAUCAACGACAACAACAUCAUUAACUGAAGAAAUAAAAAUUGUUGUUGUUGGUGAUGGUUAUACAGGCAAAACAACCUUAUGUAUUGUUUAUAAAGAUGGUGAAUAUCCACAAGAUCCAUAUGUUCCAACAAUAUUUGAGAAUUAUGCAGCAACAGUAACAUUGAACAAUCGAAAAUAUAUUCUAAAUUUAUUUGAUAGUGCUGGACAGGAAGAAUAUGAUCAACUUCGUAUAAUGGCAUAUCCAAAUACAAAUGUAUUUAUUCUUUGUUUUUCUAUUGUUGAUCCUGAUAGUUAUUCUAAUAUAUUAAGUAAAUGGAUACCGGAAUUAAAUCGUUAUGCACCUCGUAUACCAAUUGUACUUGUUGGAACAAAACUUGAUUUACGUAAUGAUCCAUCAACACUUGAACAAUUAGCUGAAAAAAAUCAACAACCAAUAACACAAUCUCAGGGUGAAUAUUUAGCACGUAUCUGUUCAGCUAAAGCUUAUAUAGAAUGUUCAUCAAUGUUAAAUUUUAAUAUACGAAAUGUAUUUGAACAAGCUAUUGAAACAUAUAUUUUAUAUGAACAACGAUAUCGUCAUGGAAUUAGUAAUGGACGAAGAAUUUUAUCAGCUAAAUUUCAUUCAUGUUCAUGGUUUAAUUCAUUAGUAUGCUGUACAAAUAGUUCAAGAACAUCAUCAAAAAAAAAUUUACGAACAAAAAAAGAUAAACAAAAUCAUUAUUCAAUGUGA
Molecule: messenger RNA, 759 nt
Organism: Rotaria sordida
Lineage: Eukaryota; Metazoa; Rotifera; Eurotatoria; Philodinida; Philodinidae
Source: the annotation of a GenBank genome assembly